AUGUCGCUGUGGCGUCCGACCGCGGCCUCUGCAGCAUCGGGAAGCUUCCUUGGCGUCGCGCCGACUGCAGAGGGUCGCCGGUCUGCCCCACCUCCAUCGGGGCUGGAUGCUGUCCCAGGAGAGGGCCGGCAAGGCGGUCUAGAUGCCCCUGUCUCGCCGAUGUCGCCCACGGCGAUUUCGCCUCGGCAUCCGUUCAUCAUGCCCAACAUGGACCCCUUGGUUAGGCAACAAGGUCUUGCUUUCCAGCAGUCAGAGCUUCUUCGGGAACAGUUCAUGAAGUUCGCAGAGGCUUUGCAGAAGCUUCACGCGGGUCUGGAGGAGAUGCGCGAGGACGUCCAAGCAGACCGGCAGCAGCGGCUCCACGAAAAGGAUUCCGUUGCAGCUGCUCUUGCAUCUAUUCGCAACGAGGUCCACGAGCACACGGAAGAAAGGCUGUCGCUUCUUCACGAAGAGGUGACGAUGCGCAGUCGCAGCACAGAUGGGGAGCUCCAGCGGCUGAGCAGCUGCCUAGUGCAGAUCGGGGCGCAGCUCAUGGCUGUGACGGAGGAUCAGCGAGUGCUGUCUGAAAAUGUCCAUGCGAGAAUGACCGAGUUUCAGAACUCCUUCAGUGACAGCACGGCGAGCCGGGCGAUGCUCGAAGAUCUGGGGGCCCAGGUGGAGGCGAAAAUCCAGGGUGCUCUGCAGACCGGCGCCGCGGCACUGCACGAGCGAGAGGAGGUUCUCGUUGAGAAGAUUGCCAACGUGCAGACCGAGGCUGCCUGCGAAGCGGAGCAGUGGAAGCAGCGAUUCCACACCGUGGAGACUGCUUCGCAGCAGCUUUGCACGGAGAUGGCAGCCGAGCACCAGCAAACUCGCAUCUCUGCCAUCGGCCUCGCCACGGAGCUGUCGGAGCUCCGGGAUGCCCUCGCGAAGGAGUCGCAGUCCUACCAGGAGUCGACCACUUCGGUGCAGCGCUGGGUCACCGAGACCAUGGCUCUACGCCAGUCCUUGCAGGAGGAGGAAUUGGCUCAUGCUGCUUUGAAUGGCAAAGUGGCCGAGCAUGCCGUGGAGUUGCAGCGGCAGGUGGUGAUGUCAAAGGGCCUGGCGAAUGCAGCCGCCGAGUUCAAAACCGGCAAAGAGGAGCUUUGGCAAGUCGUCACAUCCGCGCAAGAGAACAACGAGCAGACAAUGAAGGACAUCCAGGAGCUGCGGCUUCGCACUCAGCACAUGGAGGUGCAGAGGUUUGGGCAGGUGUCGAGGCAGAUAGAGGAGUUGACUGUGCAGCAUUCGGCUGCCUCCUCGAAGAUCGAGGAGAUCGAACAGUCCAACAACCACGGCCAGAAAGCAUUUGCCUCCAAGCUUGACAGCCAUGCCCAAAGCCUGCUGCAGGCACAGCAGGAGAUCAAGCACCUGGCGGAGCAAAGUUCCCAACACGACUUCAUCGAGAGCCGCGACCAGCAGUAUCGGCUUUACGUAACGAUGGAUGGGGACAUUGGCAUUUUCCGGCGAAGUGGCUGGGGCAAGCACGGAGGAGGCGACUUUGCCGCGGUGCCCAGGUGGCAUGCCGGAGCCACUGGGGACAAGGCACUCUGCUCCGUCAACAGAGAAACGCAGGCUUACGAGAAGGACCGCUUUCUCGCCAUGGCGAAUCGCUUUGACAGACGGGUGGAUGUCGAGAGUGGGACCGGCCAAAACGGCUGCACCUGGUGCCCUGCUUUGUCCAACUUGAUGCCGGAUGUUGGCUGGGUGGGCUCUCAGUACCUCAUGGCUUUGCUCCUGGCGCCUCACUCCGUGGUACACGAUGCAGGGCCCACGGAUUUUAUCGUGGCCGAAAACGAGGAGGUGUACUUGGAUGAGGCUCCCAUUCCGAAUUUGCAAUCCUUGGAGCUGAUCUCGGAGAAGGAGCCGGUUCCCGAGUCCAAGGACGUCGUACUGGACGAGGCACCAGUGCCCGUCGGAGCACACGUUCGGCUGUGGCGACAUCUGAAGCACUCAUGGAACCUCUUGCAGACGCAUGUGGGCUUGAUUUCCCGAAAGAGCGUGCCGGAUCCUGCCAUUUUGAUUGUGGGCCUCCUGACUACGAUCAUCGCGCUGACGUUGGCGAUGGCGUUUUGCAGCGCCGCGCCGGUCCCACGUCCAAAGGUGGAGGAAACCAAGCGACCAGUGACGCGCUGUCCCGCGCCGACAGCUGAACAGCUGACCUCGGCGGGGCGCCGGGCAGCGCCGGCUCGCGCAGGACCUGACCCAGGUGUCCGAAUCGAAGGGCCGUAUCCGCCUCCUGGCACUGCACAGCCAUACAGUUCUGUGUCAGUACGCGCAGCCUCGGCCACAUCCUUGCCACCGCCGAAACGGCCAAGCCACGUCGGAGGUGAGGCUGGAGCUAUGUUUAGCUGGUCUCCGCGAUCCUCAGACGAGGAGGACACUCUGUGUCCAUGCCUUGUCGUCCCGGACGGGAUGGAAUUCGUCUUUGCAGUGCGAGAGGUACUUAAUGACGAAAGGCAGGAGCUUUCCUUCAGCGUGGUGGAUUUGGAGGGAUCUCCGCUCAGCCACAUCAUCGUGAACGAGUCCGGCUCCGGGCCGCAGUGCGGCAUUUUUCUCCAGAUGUUGGACAGGGAGCCUUUGGCUUCGGUUCGCACGGACAUGCUCUUCGACAGGGCUGGUCGCCUUCCUGAAAUCUUGCUGCCUUCUGGAGAGGUGUUUUGUGCCAUGGAACGGGAUGGAAGCCGAGAGUAUGUGCUGCGUGAUCAGCGCAAGCAGCGGCUCCUCCGUCUCCAAGGCAACUUCCGGGAUAAAGCCGUCAAGGUGAUCAAUGCGUCUGGGCAGCUCGUGGCUCUCAGCGAGCGUUGUGUCAUUGCCUUCGAUGGCGGCUCUCACUACCAGGAGCUGGUUGGAAUUCAAGCGGGCCUGGCUGCCUUGCCGGCAUCAUGCAAAGAAGAAGGUACUUUCAACGAGCUGGAGCAGCCACUUCAGCUGGAACAGAAGAGUGUCGCCAGAAUCGUAAACAAGACCGAAGCCAGAAAGAAGAAGGAAGGACAGAUGGGGCAAACAACGCGUGCCCAAGCCCAGAGCUCUCGCAAGGCGAGGAGGGCAGCCUCGCAGGCUCGGCUUCCCGUGAAGGAGCAGCCGAUGCCAGCGAAAAGCAGCAGCACCCCUGUGCUUCCCAAACUGAAGCUGGACUCAGAAAGUUUGGAAAAGGAGGCAGGAAAGCGAAUAUUGGAAGAGGAGGCUGCGCAGCCUCCAACGCCUCCAGAAAAUACAAAGCCUGAAGAUUCCGCAGGCCUUGGCAACACAGAUCUGCCUGCAGCAGAUGCAGACAUUGCAGUUUCCGGCUCAGGGCUGGAGACCAAAGCUGCAUCAGAGGAUCAUGAGGCCGAGGCUGAGGUCCUCGAGCAGCCGCAGACGGACAGCAUACUCGUCGCACCCUGGAAGCGUGGCCUGUCCAAGAAGGGAACCAAAAGCUUCAAGAGAAUGGAUAGCCACUUGAUCUUUGAACCGCGGGACACCGAACAGGAAGCUGCGCCGCAAGAAGCUGACGCACAAGGAGAUGACUUGCCAGCGCCGGAGCAAAGCGAGGGCCUGGAGGCAUCUCCACUCUCGCCCGACGCUGAUGCAGGUGCCAAAUCGUCGAGACGCAGCUCAGGGUCGCAGUCCAGCGAGCUGGACGACUUUGGCAGCGGCACGCACUCCAUGAACAAAGGAUGGUCAAAGGCAAAGCAGGCCGCACGCCUCGCCGCCACCCUUCGGCCGGAGAACAUGCUGGAUACAGUUCAGCAGUGGCGAAAAUGGUGUCGAAAGACAGACCAAGUCUUCGAUGCUGCACCGCAAACUUCCUCUUGGAGGGGAGCUGAAGCAACGGCGAGAUCAAUCAGGGACCUGGACGAGGAGCUAAGUGUAGACAAGGAUCGACUGCGCCUGAUGAUACAACAGGGCGUUCACAGGUCCAAGAACGGCUUGAAGCUCACGGUCAGGCACGUCCAACCUGAUAUCGACAGAGAAACUCUCUGGAGAAACCGGAGGGAAACCUUGGAAAGAGUGGACACGCAUGGCAAACGCAUUCAGCAGGCACUUCAGGAUUCCUUGCGGGCACGCAAAGAUCUUCGAACUUGCGUUCAACUGCUCAAGGAAACGAUGACAGAAAAGCCCGACACUGACAAGAAGAAGCCGCGUGUGGCAUCCAAGGAGCGCAAAUGUUCAUGGUCUUCCGGCCGCCUCGAUACCAUCAAGAAGAAGCUGGAAGAGUAUAUCCGCACUGGCUCUCUCAGCGACUACGAGGAGGACCGAGAUGAGGCUACCAAGAAUCGCAAGUCGCUCAUCACAUGA
Symbiodinium sp. CCMP2592 is the source of this 4299-nucleotide messenger RNA. NCBI's taxonomy places the organism in Eukaryota, Dinophyceae, Suessiales, Symbiodiniaceae. The record is from the annotation of a GenBank genome assembly.